AGAUUGGUAAAUCAAAAGGAAUAGUAUCUAACAAGUAUGUUGGGAUUAAAGAGAAAUUAGCUAGUAAAGAUAUCAAAGCUUUAUCAAUAAGGCCUAAGACUAUCUGUCUAAUUGUGUUAAA
Messenger RNA from Scutellospora calospora, 121 nucleotides. The record is from the annotation of a GenBank genome assembly. NCBI's taxonomy places the organism in Eukaryota, Fungi, Glomeromycota, Glomeromycetes, Diversisporales, Gigasporaceae.